This is a messenger RNA of Anopheles cruzii, 6344 nucleotides long. It is a transcript of the gene Rif1, whose product is annotated as telomere-associated protein RIF1. The transcript has 4 exons. NCBI's taxonomy places the organism in Eukaryota, Metazoa, Arthropoda, Insecta, Diptera, Culicidae. The record is from RefSeq and is a predicted model, not a curated record. Gene Ontology annotation, cellular component: nucleus. Gene Ontology annotation, biological process: telomere maintenance. Bases 1 to 5982 code for a protein of 1993 amino acids.
AUGACGGCAUCAUGGAAUCCUCCUGGACCGGCAACGUAUGAGGUGCUCCGUGAGGCACUGAAAAACGACGAUUAUGAAUCGUUGAAUCAAAUAUUGGGAGAAUUGGAGAACUUAUUCCGAGGCUUCCCGGUCGAUUCGAACGGAAAUGGCACCACAGCGACCGCAGCGAUCGGCACGGCCGAGCUCAAGCUAUGGAUCGAUGGAGUGGGCCGCCUAAUGUUUCAACAAAACUCGAUCCCCAUCAAACGGCUGGCGAUCGACACGUUCGAGGCAGCGAUGCCGUACUUUGAAACACUGGCUUACAUCGAGCUUCCGGCGUGGCCGACGCUCCGGGCGAUCGUUAGUAGCCACUACACAUCGUUGCUUGAUAAGGCGCGCAACGAAAACGACCCGGACUGGCACCGGAUCUGGUCGAUCCUGGUACGGCUGCUGCACCGCGAUGUGUGCCAAGGUUCCACCAUCAUCAACAUGUUUCUCUCGAUCGUGGAGGCCGGGUUCCGGGCGGCGGAGUUUUCCGUCCGCGAACAGGCCUUCGAUUGCUGGCGACUGUUGGUGGAGGUGUUCGCUAGGCACCGACAGAUCAACUUCCCGAAGCGCAUGCGGUUGAUCUGUAUUCCGCUCAAGAGCUCCAAAUCGAAAACGGAACUGAUUGCGUUAAAGAAGUUCGACAUCUGGUGGUUUCUGUUGACGCAGUUACACGAUCAGUUAGACACCUGCGUCGACACCAUCUUCGAGCCGUUCAUCUACUUUUGCUUCGGUCCAUCGUUCAGAACGCCCCUCUGCUACUAUUUCGACGAAUCCUUCAAGGAAAUUGGAGCUCCGGGCAAAAUCUACCAAUCGGUCAAACAGCUCUCUGCUAUUGCGUUGAUAAAUCUGCUUGGCCCGGCACCGGAAGUGACCAAACAAUUGCUGAUGCUAAAGCGUGACAAAACCUUGUCAGCGUUACCGUUUUGUUGCCCCGAGCAAGGAAUGUCUAUUUCGGCGCAACUGUUUGCCACCAAAGCGAAGCUGCUGAUCGAUUCGUGCACCGAAUGUACGGUUCUUUUGGCGCAGAUGACGCACCUAGACUAUCUGGAGCUAAACCGGUGCCUGUGGCGGAACUUGUUGAGCCGCGCCGUAAACUUUGACUCGAAAUGGGAGUUGCUUCUGUGGUUUCGGGACGAUAUGACCGCCCUGGUCAGUCUGUGUUUAAAGCAGAGCGAAGAUUUGGCCUUACGGGAGCUACUGUACGAAACACUGUUGAUAGUGGCUCAGAGUGAGCUCCUGACCGUCACCGUUGGCUACGAUUCACCGGAGCAGCUAAUGCUGAACUACAAGUGUGUUAUGGCUGCCGUUCUGCACCCAGACUUACCGUGUCCGGAGAGCAAAUCCAAACAAAUCGUAGAACAUGUGUUCGACUUGCAACGCUACACCCAACAGCAGGGUUACUGGGAGAUGCUGCAGAAAACGGUCCAAUAUUUGUGCACUGCGGCCGAAGUCAAUCACUCCCAGAGUGCGGAGUUCCGGGAGAUCCGUACACAGAUCUACCUUUACCUUGCGGACUAUCUGAUCGAGCGCAUCCGAGAUGAUCCGAAUGGCUUCGAUGCCCAUCGUGCGGUGGUAAUGAACUUUUUAUUGUACCCUCUGGAAUUUGAUCAGCUGGUGCUGACGGAAAAGGUGCAGACAAAAUGGCUUGCGGUGUACCGACCGAUCGCGCAGCGCGAACUCACGACGUGCGAUUUUGCCAACGGCUUCUGUGAAACGAUCAAAGCUAUGACGGUCGCAAAAUAUUCUUUCAACCUCGGAGUAGUGGCCGCUUUCUUGUGCCACAUCCUCGAAUCCGUGACGGGCGAUUUCGAUCUGGCAAGGCCGCCACUCAAAGUAAUUGAGCUGUUCAAAGAUCUCACUCGGAAGGCGUUGGCGUACAAAGCGAGCAUGGAUCGUCUCGAUACGAUGGCACGCUGCUUCCGCGAGCUGCUAGGACGGAUGAGCCACAAGGCAGUGUUGUCGGUGAUCAUGCCGCUUCGAACCACGGUCGCCGAGAUGGUAGCCAACGAGCAUGGGCUCGCUGUGAUCGAGAUCAAACGAAUAUUGAAUGUGCUGGCGGGGAAGAUGAUUUCUUCGGCGAUGAUGAGUGAAUUGAAGCGCCAACCGAACGAGGUGCGCUGGAACUGCAAACUGAUGCUCCAGAAUAUGCUCCAGCUGCCGGCGACGGUGCGCCGUAACUGGAAGGAGGCCGACAUUAAGAAGUGUAUCCAACUUUGUGACAGCGACAUCCGAGAAUCGGCAGAGAAAUCUGCGAAGCCCAAAGCGGACCAUGAUGAGUUUGUCGUUAUCGAGUCGAAUUGGAGAUUUAAACCGGAUCAAUUGACCGAGCAUCAGCUGGAAAAGAUGAAGGAGAAGCGAACCGACAUUCCGGCACUGUACAAUGAUAUGAGCCAGUCGCAGGACAGUUUCAUCAUCAAACCGUGGACACCGAGCAAACCACUUGCCUCCAAGCCAGCGGAACGGCCACCCGGCCCGGCAGAUGUAACUGCCAGCGCAGACAAUACGAAUCCGGCCACCGUCCCGUUGGAGGACGGAAAAAGCUCACUGUUGAGUACGGCCGAGAAGAACGAACCGUCGAACGGCAAGAAUGAUUCCAUCGUAUCAACGAGCGAAAGCAGCAAUGGAAAGAAGCCGGACAAGGAGAAUAACUAUGCCAACAUGGUGAGUGAUCGAGCAACCGUCAACGAUGAACCGACAGGCUCGGGGAGCGAAGGCACGGAACAAAAGGUUACCUCGGAUCCGACGCAGGAACGAACCCGCUUGGUCCUUAAGCAACUGCGUAUCGACACGGUGGCUGGGAAGAGCCUCGAUGUAAUGAGCCUGCCGCGAACGCGACGCUCGGAGUUGCCGGAUGCCAGGGAAUCGCGCCGAAAAAGCACCGAUCCCAAGCGUAAGGUAGAGAGUGAGAAGAAGUUGAAACGAACGGCGGUAGUAACCAGAAGCGAUAUUGCUUCUGCGUCGAAAGUUGCUGCCGCAGGAACAGUUCACGACAACCAGAGGAUCACGCGGACGUCGAGGAAGAAUUUGAAUUUUGAAAACCUAGGCAGCCACGGCAGUGGUGGUGACUCGACCACUGAAGACGAAAACAUCGUUGAAUCUUCUCAGGGGGCUGAAAAUUCCCAGAGCGCUUUAGGGCGGAAGCUGUCAGGACGGCGCCGCUCCAGGGUUGGUAGGUCCACUGGCGAUCUUACGCCAGCGACGGAUACGAAAUCAUCCGGAAAACAGUUAGAUGAUGUGCCGGCGUCGACUAAUCCACCAUCUACAUCGUCUCAAAGUGAAUCAAUGGAAAUUGAACAGACGCCAUCAAAAGAUCGUGCAAACGAACCACCGAUGGUCAAUCCGGAGCAGACAUCCGGUUUGAGCGAACCGCCUGCGGCCAUAGCUGAUGCAAAGGAUGACACAAUGAUGGUCAGUUUAAGACCAGACACCAGUGCCUCGAAAAACUUGUCACCCGAACCGGAACGAGAAAUAAAGACUAAUCUUGUCCGAAGCCCGAAACGUAUCACACGAUCCUCACUGGACGACGAUCGGAAAGAGGAAUCGAUCCGGCAAGCAACACAAUCACACAGUCCCAGACAUCGGUCCGACUGUUCCGAGCCGGUGCCGGCUAAGGAGAUUCAAAGUCCCAGCCGGCGAGUGACUCGGUUGAGUAUAGAUGAGAGCGACGCCACCAUCGCCCGUACGGGCAGCCCGUCAAAGGGCAGCGAUCUAAACCAUAACCUGUCCAAGCGACCCAGAAGUCUUUCGACAUCCCCAUCCAAAUCACGGGUUGCGGACGGCGCGCAACAAGCGUCCUGUAGCGCAAUGGUCAGUAUCAUAGCUGCUGCUAUUUGCAGCCCGAAGAAAAUGUCCCCUACCAGCCCGGUCGUUAUGGUUGAGCCAAUAAAUAGUGCCCUACUGGCGAACGUGAAGAAAACACUCGCUGACCCCAUCAACUCGGGGAUGAUGAUGCCUGCGGAAGCAACAGAUACAGCGAAAGAGUCUCCGAAGCCGACAACUUCGUCCGCCUGUAAGCAACCGGAUGUGGAUGGUGUGCUACGUGAGACGGAGGCGCUAUCACCCGUAAAGAACCUGGAUGAAACGAUGGAGCCGAUGAACCGAUCUCAAAACUGCACCAUCGUGUCUUCUCCCGACAUAGAGAAUGCCGAGGAACGGGCUGCGGAUUUGCUUAACAGUACACUGAAUAUUUCGCCGAUACCGGACGAGAAGAGUUCCUCGGCGAGGGGUCCUGCAGAUAAUGGGGUUCUUGCGGGCUCGACGAGCGCAGAUCGACGUGCUCCGAGUAGCAUCAUGGACAAGGAGCGGGAACCUAGCGCCACUUCCGGCCAUGUCUCAGCCCUAAUGUCGAGACGAUCGAAAGCAAGCCCCCAGGGCUUCUCGAUGCCCACUGCCGGCGGAGCACCAUCUAGCGCGGGAGGGUUGAGGACUCGCAACCAGCAACACCCAAUGGCCGCCAGUGGAUCGACAUCGCGCAGCCCGUCCACGGGGCUCAUCGGUUUGGGAGGGCGUGGUGCGCACUUCAUCAGCUUGAUUCGCGGACACCAGAACGAUCUUUCGCCAGGUAGCAAAACACCGCUCCCACAGUGCUCUUCCACGCCCACUGCUGGUCAGUCGUCGGCCUACUUGGCUAACCGUGCGACGAUGCGAAAACGGGCGAUCGUGGCCAGCGCCACGUCGGCAACUCAUGAAGGUACCGCGUCACCGGACACGGGAACAAUGCCACUGCCGGACGAUGACGGGAUGGCAAAUAGAAAGGAGUAUUUGGUCUUUUCGAAGGUGCUACCGUCACCGCACUCUUCGCCCGCGGUCAGUAUACUGAAGCGGCGUCACAACAUUCUCGAGGACAGUGUCGAUGACGGAGAGUCGCCAGCUUACAAGCGAAAGCGCGUCAGCUUCCACGAUCCACCCGUAUCGGUGACAAAGGAAUACAUUCGCCACGACGAGGAGUGCCGAUCACCGUCGAUUAGCCGCUGUCUGCAGCUGACCCACGCCAUAUCGCCCGCCGACAAGGCCAAGUUUAUGAUGCGUCGCAAGAGCCGCUGGGACAGUAUUUCGGAGCUGGAAAGAUUCACUCGGAAGCAAGCCGGCUUCGGCGGCAGCUGCGGUGGUCAGCAGCAGCAGCAAUCGGAGAUGGAGGGUAUCGAAACCGCCUUAGAUGGGCAGCGGGCGCCUGGGGACGAAGAGGAGGAAGAAGAGGAGCUGACGUCGUCACCCGAGUCGUUGGACGAUUCGCAGUUCAUCAUUCACGAUGGCACGGAUACGUCGAUCGCUGCGUUACAGGUGUCACCGGCAAACACGACCUCAGCGGAACCGAACUCAGCAGCGUCCCAAAGACCGACCCCGCUGGCAGAGAAAGAAACACCGUCCGCCGCAGUCGCAUCCGGUGAAACGAUGGGUACAGCGGUGGACAGCGGUUUGAAUUUUGCAUCGGAAGAAGCCCUGCUUCAGCACGUCAUGCAGCGUUACACUUUGGACGAUAUGCUAGCGCGUUACGUGGCGGACGGCCGAGCGCUCGAGCAAAGCAAAAUGGUUCGCAUCCUAACCCGCGAGCUAUCGGUGGCCAUGGCAAAGGAUCAGAAAACGCUGCACACCGUGCUGGACCAGCUGUCGGAGCGCUACUCGGCCGAGUUUUUGGAUCACGCCAUACAGGAGAACUCCAGUGCCAUGGUAUGCGAGCGCGUAUCGGCGACGGCCAUGUUGGACCAUAUUUUCAAAAGCCUGCGCCGGCCUGCCGGUGCCAGCAGCUCGGAGCCGAUGCUGGAUACCGAGCGUUUGCGGUUGGUGCAGAGCAUGUUCGAGGGUCUGUCCACCGUGCCGGACAUCGCCGAGCCCGACGGGCAGACCACGGUGGCUCAGAUUCGCGAGCGUUUCUUGCGCCAGCAAGUUGCACGUAAAGAGCGUCUCGAAAUGAUGACCCUGAUCGAAGACUACUUCAAAAUGUCGAACGCGUUAUAGUGCCCCGAACGUGGUUCGCGCGUGGGUCUACAAUUGUUAAAUAUCUUGUCUCAUUUUACCAACCGGUCGUUCUACAUAAACACGAUCGUACAUUAGUUGGAUAGCAUUAGUCCAUGAAAUUGCGCCAUUUUAUUGCGGCUUGACCAAUGACGGAUGAGAAAAGUUCAAAAAUAGUGUCUAACGAAAUCUGAAAUGUGUUUAGGAAUUAGUUUUUAUAUCUCCCACCAUCAAGCAUUGCGUCAUUAACUUGCGUCGAGUAUUUUUCAUUGUCAAUAUUUAUUUUAUAUUCCCGCGUCCGUUCGAACUGUUCUCAUCAUUUCUUUGGCCAAACCUUUAACUAGCGACCUACUGAACAGUCGACG